AUACUGUCACUGUCUCAAUCUCACUCAAAAUUAAUUUCUUAGGUUUUGUGGGGGACAUUGAAAGAAAAGAUUUCUUAUAAAAUCUUAUUUCCCUAUUACAUUACCAAUAAUUAAAAUGUCUGAUCUUCCUUACGGACCCCCAGUGCGAGUUUCACCACUCAUCAGGUUUAGCCGUUACUCCCUCCUUGGUGCCGGCAUUCUCUACGGGGCGUUCCACCAGAGCAGGCUCUCCAGGAAGGAAGCUAAGUUCCGUGAAAUCGAAGCCAAGGAGAAGGUGAUCCGCGACGAAAAGCUGAAGAAGGAGAAAGCGUUGGCUGCUGCCGCUGAAAUCAAGUCAUUGGAAGAGAUGGUGGCGCCUAAAAAGUGAAAUGGGACACAUACCAACGCUAGUUUUAAGUGAAUAGUGAAGACCGCCAUUUUGAAAGUGUUGCCAGUGUAAAAUUCUAAUUUUCAACUUAGAAUUUUACAAUGGCGAUGGAAACAUCCACUUUUUCAGUUGUAUUUAAUGAAAUAUAGGUGAUUAUUGUA
This is a messenger RNA of Amyelois transitella, 528 nucleotides long. RefSeq names its product ATP synthase subunit e, mitochondrial (gene ATPsynE). The transcript has 3 exons. NCBI's taxonomy places the organism in Eukaryota, Metazoa, Arthropoda, Insecta, Lepidoptera, Pyralidae. The coding region runs from base 116 to 367 and encodes 83 amino acids. Gene Ontology annotation, molecular function: proton transmembrane transporter activity. The record is from RefSeq and is a predicted model, not a curated record. Gene Ontology annotation, biological process: proton motive force-driven ATP synthesis.